UGAGAACAUUCUCUAAUGGAGCUCUGGUUCAUCAUCCUCUCUUCUAUCUGUAUCUGUGCAGCUAUCAAAUCCUUCUUCCAACUCUCCUCCCACGGCAAACCCAAGCAAACAAAACUCUCCCUCCCACCAGGCCCUCCAAAAGUACCUAUAAUUGGUAACUUACUCUGGUUUUACAAAUCCUUCUCUGAACUUGAACCAAUCCUUCAGAGCCUCCGCCACAAAUAUGGCCCCAUCAUCACCCUCCAUAUUGGCUCCCGCCCAGCCAUCUUCAUCACAGACCAUUCUCUCGCCCAUCAAGCCCUCAUUGAGAAUGGUGCCGCUUUUGCCGACCGCCCACCAUCCACCGCUUCAAACCGCAUCCUUACUACAAACCAACACAACAUCAAUUCUGCCGGCUAUGGUCCUCUUUGGCGAGUCCUUCGUCGGAACCUUACCUCUGAGCUCCUCCAUCCUUCUAAGGUUAGAUCCUAUUCUCAUGCCCGCAAAUGGGUCUUGGAGAUACUCAAGUCACGGCUCAGAUUCCAUGGUGAAUCAGGUGAGCCUGUGCAUGUAAUGGAUACCUUUCAGUACGUUAUGUUCUGCUUACUGGUUUUCAUGUGCUUUGGUGAGAAACUUGAUGAGAAGGUCAUUAGAGAAAUCGAAGACGUAGAAAGAACCUUACUUGUCAAUUUCCGUUUUUUCAAUGUACUUGCGUUCUUCCCUACUUUGGGGAAAAUAUUUUUCAGAAAUCGCUGGCAACAAUUGCUUGAUAUGCGCCACAGACAGGACUCUGUUAUAAGCCCUCUAAUAAGAGCCAGACGAGAACGAAAAGAGAAGAAACAAGAGAACCCAGAUGAAUUAUUCAUCUCCUACAUCGAUACAAUGUUCAAUCUUCAAAUCCCAGAUGAAGGGGGACGAAAGCUCACAGAACAAGAAAUGGUGACUCUUUGCUCAGAGUUUCUAAAUGCCGGUACAGACACAACAUCUACUGCACUUCAAUGGAUCAUGGCUAACCUGGUGAAGAACCAAGAAAUCCAAGAAAAACUGUAUUCAGAAAUCAAAGGAAAUGUGGGUUCAGGUGAAGAAGAGAUCAAAGAAGACGAUUUGGCGAAGAUGCCAUACUUGAAGGCUGUGGUUUUGGAAGGGCUAAGGCGACACCCACCAGGCCACUUCGUAUUGCCACAUGCUGUCACUGAAGAUAUUGUAUUGGACGGCCAUGUUAUACCAAAGAAUGCCGCAGUGAAUUUCACGGUUGCAGAGAUGGGGAGGGAUCCAAAGGUUUGGAAAGAUCCAAUGGAGUUUAAACCAGAGAGGUUCCUGGGUGACGAAGGGAAACAGUUUGACAUAACAGGGAGUAGGGAGAUUAAGAUGAUGCCAUUUGGUGUAGGGAGGAGGAUUUGCCCAGGACUUGGGUUAGCUGUGCUGCAUCUGGAGUUUUUUGUAGCAAAUUUGAUCAGAGAUUACAAAUGGACGGCUGUUGAGGGAGUUGAUGUUGACUUGUCAGAGAAGCUAGAGUUCACAGUAGUCAUGAAAAAUCCAUUGCAAGCCCACAUCUCUCCAAGGGUGAAAUAAGAGAUUCUCAUCAAUCUAUUAUUUACUUCUUUAUAUUCUAUCUUC
Molecule: messenger RNA, 1596 nt
Organism: Telopea speciosissima
Lineage: Eukaryota; Viridiplantae; Streptophyta; Magnoliopsida; Proteales; Proteaceae
Product: cytochrome P450 89A2-like
Exons: 1
Coding region: 16-1551 (511 amino acids)
Cellular component (GO): membrane
Molecular function (GO): oxidoreductase activity, acting on paired donors, with incorporation or reduction of molecular oxygen, NAD(P)H as one donor, and incorporation of one atom of oxygen; heme binding; iron ion binding
Source: RefSeq, a predicted model, not a curated record